CUCCCUCUCGGGCGCUCUCUGCCGCUGGUUGCCAUUGCCCUGUGGUUGCCGUUGAGCUUGACCCGAUGUCAUCGGAGGUGGAGGAAGAGGAGCUUGAUUACCGAUUGUGGCUGAAAGGCCAAGCCGAGCAGGCGGAAGGAGUGGAGGACAUGGACUUCCUGCACACCUACUGGAAUGACCCGAGUCUGGACGAGGGCGAGAGAUUCCUCAAGGACUACGUCCUCAACCGCAAGUACAUCGACCGCGACAGCCGCGGUGACGACGGCGGCGGCAGCGGCGACAGUGAUGACGGUGGUGGUGACCGACAGCAAGGGUAA
Molecule: messenger RNA, 317 nt
Organism: Lethenteron reissneri (Far Eastern brook lamprey)
Lineage: Eukaryota; Metazoa; Chordata; Hyperoartia; Petromyzontiformes; Petromyzontidae
Product: protein KRI1 homolog
Source: RefSeq, a predicted model, not a curated record